UAUUUCUUAUCUUUUAAAUUGAAAACACUUAUUAAUCAAGAAAAUGAUGCAAGAUAUGUGGAAUGCUCCUCCAGGGUUUAGACCCACAAAAUCUGCACCAUCGUCUCCGGCUAAACCACUGGGUACUGGGGUUUUGAGGACUCGAUCUGAGUCGUUUAAUCUAAACGCGGCCCGGUCUGAAUCGUUUAAUUCUAAUAUCAAUCGGGCCGAAUCUUUUCAUGUGACCCAUAAAGUUCCAGUUGGUGAUUCUCCUUAUGUCAGAGCCAAGAAUGUUCAGUUGGUAGAGAAGGAUCCAGAGAAGGCGAUACCGUUGUUUUGGGCGGCGAUUAACGCAGGGGAUCGAGUUGAUAGUGCUUUGAAAGAUAUGGCUAUUGUUAUGAAACAACAAAAUCGGGCCGAAGAAGCCAUAGAAGCGAUCAAGUCUUUAAGAAGACGAUGUUCGGAUCAGGCCCAAGAGUCUCUUGAUAAUAUUCUUUUGGAUCUCUACAAGAGAUGUGGAAGAUUGGAUGAUCAGAUUGGGCUGUUGAGGCACAAAUUGUUUUUGAUUCAACAAGGGAUGGCUUUUAAUGGAAAACGAACAAAAACCGCAAGAUCUCAAGGGAAAAAGUUUCAAGUUUCAGUUGAACAGGAAGCAACUCGACUACUGGGUAAUUUGGGGUGGGCACUUAUGCAACAAAACAACUACAUUGAAGCAGAAGAUGCAUACAGGAGGGCUUUAGUGAUAGCACCAGAUAAUAAUAAAAUGUGCAAUUUGGGUAUUUGUUUGAUGAAACAAGGGAGGCUUGGUGAGGCUAAGGACACUCUUAGGCUAGUCAAACCGGCUGUCAUAGACGGCCCACGAGGGGUCGACUCGCAUCUAAAGGCGUAUGAGAGAGCACAACAAAUGUUAAAGGAUCUUGAAUCUGAGAUGAUGAUAAGUAGUGGUGAUAGGGUUGAACAAAGGAAACUUUUUGACGCGUUUUUGGGUUCUUCUGCUCUUUGGCAGCCACAGCCUUGUAAAGAACAUGUGUCUUUACCGCCUGCAAACCUGACCAAGGCCCAAGAUGGUUAUGCUGAUGAGAAUGUGAACUCGAAUGUUGUAGCAAUGAAACCUGUGAUGGGUCCAAUUGGGAACUCACUUAAUAUCGACGCUAAGCCUUUUUAUGUGGCUGCUAAUGUAGUGAAAGGUUCAGGUGGUAGUGAAAACGUUGCGGAGGGACUUAAGAGAUCACGGUCUGUAAAUGCAGAUGCUUUAGCCGUAGAUGAGGGUAAGGCGGCCGAGGAAGGUGGAAAUAAGACACGCAGGAAGUCCAGUUCACCCGAGAAAGAUGGUGAUUGGAGUAAGUUUUUGCCUGAUAGCAAGGAUUUUGAAGACGCUAUCAUUGCUGCAGUUUUGGGUUCUAGCACUGAACCAGAGAAGAUGAAGUUGGUUCAGAAGAUUGAUGGAGGAAAAUUUGCAGAGAGGAAGAUCGAAAAGAGGCUCAAGGUUUUUCAAGACAUCACAUCAUCUGUUAGUCCAAGAGCUUGAGGAACUCCAAAAUUACUGACUUUUUAGUUCUUUUAAUUCAUUAAUUCAGUCAAGUUAAUUUUAUCAAUUAGGAAGGAGAUAAACUUGUUCUCCCUGGUGUCGUGGCGGUUGCAGUAGAAGGGGUUUGAUUGAUGUAGUUCUGAUGUUUUCGAGUGCAUUUUUGCACCCAACAGGAGCUAAACUUAUUCAUAUUUGCCUUUACAAUAUGUAGGCAAUAGUCUAAAUAAAGAAUAAUAUAGUAUAAGCAAUGCCAAUGUAUCACUUUCUAUUUAUGAUUGCAAAUCAUCAGAAGUGUUUGUGUUUCCCAAA
Molecule: messenger RNA, 1816 nt
Organism: Erigeron canadensis
Lineage: Eukaryota; Viridiplantae; Streptophyta; Magnoliopsida; Asterales; Asteraceae
Product: protein POLLENLESS 3-LIKE 2
Exons: 4
Coding region: 44-1507 (487 amino acids)
Molecular function (GO): protein binding
Source: RefSeq, a predicted model, not a curated record